Messenger RNA from Mucor mucedo, 737 nucleotides. RefSeq lists its product as uncharacterized. The transcript is spliced from 5 exons. The coding region runs from base 1 to 507 and encodes 168 amino acids. NCBI's taxonomy places the organism in Eukaryota, Fungi, Mucoromycota, Mucoromycetes, Mucorales, Mucoraceae. The record is from RefSeq and is a predicted model, not a curated record.
AUGAACCAAGAACCAACUUCAAACCUACCAAUUUGGUUUAACAAACCAAUGAUACAAGAUACUGACUACCUUGACAAGUAUCGUGCUGCAUAUUCAGUGAAAACAUGUUCUCACACCGGCCAAAACUACUGUGUAGAUACACCCAAAUUAAACAACAUUUCUGGACAGAGUCAAUUCCAUCGGCAAGAGAUACCCGGUACCCAUGGUACUUUAGGCGAAAAUUUGAUCAAGUUAGCAAAUAGUAUUGUUGUUAAGGAUGCAAAGUCGAAAUAUUUCUCACAGUUAAGUAAAAAUGGAAUAAUUGAUAUGUCAAUCAACACGGCAUCCUCUCAUGUCAAACUUCUUGGUGGUGCACGUAUUCAAAACCAACUCAAAGCAAAGUAUGGUCAUCGAUCACAACCAGUUGAAAGUGAAUCUGUUGUUAAAGAUUUCGAACAUAUCGUGAAGAAAAUAUUUGGCGUUCUUCACGUAGUUUACAGAGUUAGAAAGCCUAUGUAUAAAGGGUGAAAAAUACUGUGUCGUCGAAAAACAAUGCUUGAAAGUGUCAUCAUUUUAAUGUUCACAGCCACAAUAAAAAUUGACAAAUGAGUUUAAUAAAUUAGUUAGAGAGGGGCUGUCAGUUCUUAAUGGCAAACAACAUACACAUUUUGUUAGCAUUUAAUGAUUUAAUGUACACUUGGGAGAGGGAGACUGUUAGUGCCGAACGGCAAAAAAAAAAAAAAAAAAAAAAAAAAAAA